GGCAGUCCGGGCCGCGGGGCUCGGGCCUAGCGGGGUGGGCGGGGCGGAGUCGGGUCACUAGUCGUCCCCGAGUGUCGCCCGUACGCCACCGGGCCUGGAGAGCAUAGCGCGGCAGCCUCGGACCCGGCAGGGGUGCCCGCGGCAGUCGCUGAGUAGGGGCCCUUCUUAGGGCCCGGGACUCGCCCGGGGGUGCCAGAGGGCGUCCGUAGGGCCUGGACCGCGCCUAGUCCAGCUCUUCAUCGCAUUGCUGAGCCCGGAUAUGUCUGCAGGCGCUGUAGAUGGUUUUUAUGUGCGACUGUAGGCUAGAGUCUGUUGAGAGGCUUUUGAGGCCAUCUUGAGAUCUUGCUGUGUGUCCCAGGAGUGCAGGGGGUCUGCAGAGCCCCCUAGCUAAUUGGGUAUGUCUGGUAGGGCUGGGAAGUGCCUACUCGUGCUGGCUUCUGCAUUCGGCUCUUCUACACGGAUCUGGGACGAUUUAUGAGGCCUGGAGGCUCCUUUCAAGGACUAGGAAGUGUUCAGGGCCACCUGGAAGAAAGAGAUGUGUUCCCACCCAGGGAGAGGGAAGCAAGCCUUGUGAUGUGCCCAGAGGCGUACAUGGGUUUCCAAGGUCUUGGAAGUUUGAUAUGGGGUGACUUGGAGAGAAGGGUGGGGUGGGGCAGUUAGAAGGAACUGGAGUCAUCCAGUGAUUGUAAGAAACCAGUCUGUGUCUUGGAGCAAAUUCAGAUGCUUUUGGGGACUAUAUAAAUGUGUAGAAGAUAAUACAACAGAAAGUGCUGGGCAUUUUACCCAGCUCAAAUGUACUUGCCCUUCAGAAAGUAAUUAAAAAGAAAAUGGCUUUAAACAAAAAAGAACCUGUGUUGUCCUAGUGCUGAGGACUUAGGAUCAGGCCAUGGACCCCCGAAGGUCUGUAGAGCUGUCUUUACUCCUGUAGUGCAGCGCUCUGCAACGUGACCUUGAUAGGAAGGAGAGAAUACAUCGCUGGAUGAGAUUCAGUACAUGCCAACAGAUGCAUGUUCUAAUAUUGCUCCAGUCCUGUAAACGGAUGUUUCCAUUUGACUCUUUGGAAGUAUUUUUCGUUGUGUUUUGUGUACUUUGUGUAAUGAGCUUUCUGGGAAUCACUAAAUUGCUCUCAGAGCCUUAUAAUUGAGGGCUCACCGAUCUCGCAUGGUCUGCAGAGCCUUAUAAUGUCUGUGGUUUGGGGAUCUUCAAGUCUGCAGCCAGGAGCUCUUGAUUUAGUUUCCUCUGUGAGACAGGCACUGCUCAGGAUGGCAUGUGUAUCUCAGACAGCAGGAGAGAGCAGUCCCAGAGCUGGGAACUGUUGAUACACAGGUAUUAGCUUAGAGAAGCUUGGGCAUGGUAGAGGUGCUGUCAGAGUAGGGUACGUCUGGGAAUCAGGCAAGAAGCUGAAGAUUUGAAGAGGUGGGUCUAGGAGGCUGGCUGAAUGUAGAGGCCAGGGUCCAGUUUCACAGGUCUUGGGUCUUUGUGGAUGCCCGAGAGAGAAGGGGGAAAGCUGGUCUAAGAUCUAAAGAUACAAUGAUUGCUAAUGUGUAUCCAGCUGCUUGUGUGUGCAAAUGAGUGUGAUGCUACUAUUUUGCCAUUUUCAGAUAAGCACAGGUGUGGUUUAGGGAGCCUAGAGCUUCUAGGAAUUCUAAGAUUGGUUGUUUUCAGAGUAGCAGGUUUGACAGCUGUGGGAAGGUUUACAGCUGUGAUGUUCGUGUUUUCUGAAGCCUCAAUCAAGACAUCCACCAGUCUGAGGGAUGCUCUUUCAGCUACCUGACUGGGUGCUCAAAGCUCAGAAUUCCCGUGACAUCACCGAGGCUUUGGCCAUGCUUCUAAAGGACAGGCAGUUGGGUGAUAGGCAAGUGUCCCGGUGGGGCUGGGAGAACAGCAUGCCUUUCUGAAAUUUGGCAUUUUUGUUUUCAAAGCAGUAUGGUGGUUGUGUAGAUAUCGUAGUUCUAUCUCAUGGUUAUAAAUAAGGUUCUUUGGUCCCUCACCAUGGAGGAAGGCGGAUGCCGUGUGAAGCGGUGGACCCCCUGACAGAGCGCCACCAAGCAUGCUGGCGCACUCCUCCCUGUGGGGAAGGUGACCAUGGAGGAGGAAGAUGAGUCUCGAGGUAAAACAGAAGAGUCAGGAGAGGAUCGGGGAGACAGUCCGCCUGACAGAGAUUCCUCCCUUUCUCCUUCUGCCUUCAUCCUGCGGGCCAUUCAGCAGGCUGUGGGAAGCUCCCUUCAGGGGGACCUGCCUAAUGAUAAAGAUGGCUCUCGGUGUCGUGGUCUCCGUUGGAGGCGCUGCUGCCGGAGUCCACGAUCAGAGCCUCGGUCACAGGAGUCAGGGGGUGCUGACACAGCCACUGUGUUGGACACCGCCGCAGACAGCUUCCUUGUGGGGCUGGUGAGCAUCCUGGACCCCCCGGACACCUGGGUCCCCAGCCGCCUGGACCUGCGGCCUGGCGAAAGUGAGGACAUGCUAGAGCUGGUGGCUGAGGUCCGCAUCGGUGACAGGGACCCCAUGCCUCUACCUGUGCCCAGUCUGCUGCCCCGCCUCAGGGCCUGGAGGACAGGCAAGACGGUUUCUCCACAGUCCCACGCUUCUCGACCUGCCUGUGCCCGUCACCUCCUCACCUUGGGCACAGGGGACGGAGGGCCUGCCCCGCCGCCUGCUCCCUCCUCUGCCUCAUCGUCGCCUUCCCCUUCCCCAUCCUCCUCUUCUCCUUCUCCUCCUCCUCCUCCACCCCCGCCACCCCCAGCUCUGCCUGCCCCACGAUUUGACAUCUAUGACCCCUUCCACCCCACCGACGAGGCCUAUUCCCCACCGCCAGCCCCAGAGCAAAAAUAUGACCCCUUUGAGCCCACGGGUUCCAACCCCAGCUCAUCAGCGGGGACCCCCUCACCUGAGGAGGAGGAGGAAGAGGAGGAGGAGGAGGAAGAGGAGGGUCUGUCACAGAGCAUCAGCCGCAUCUCAGAGACCCUGGCGGGCAUCUACGAUGACAACAGCUUGAGCCAGGACUUCCCAGGUGACGACAGCCCCCACCGGGAGCCCCCACCCCCGCAGACGCUAGGAGCCCCAGGGACGCCGCCUCAGGCCGACUCCACGCGGGCCGAAGGGGCCCCACGCCGCAGGGUCUUUGUGGUGGGACCCGAGGCUGAAGCCUGCCUGGAGGGCAAGGUGUCGGUGGAAGUAGUGACGGCUGGUGGACCAGCGCUGUCGCUGCCCCCAACCGAUCCGGAGAUCGAGGAGGGCGAGAUUGUGCAGCCCGAGGAGGAGCCCAGGGUGGCAGUGUCUCUCUUCCGCGCCGCCCGCCCUCGCCAGCCGCCCGCCUCGGUAGCCACCCUGGCUUCCGUGGCGGCCCCCGCCGCGCCCCCAGCCUCUGCUCCGCGCGCCCCCGAGGGCGACGAUUUCCUGUCGCUGCACGCUGACUCUGACGGCGAGGGCGCGCUGCAGGUGGACCUGGGCGAGCCGCCGGCCCCGCCAGCCGCCGACGCGCGCUGGGGCAGCCUGGACCUGCGCCGCAAGAUCCUAACCCAGCGCCGCGAACGCUACCGCCAGCGCUCUGCCUCGCCGGGGCCCCCGCCCGCGCGCAAGAAGGCUCGCCGGGAGCGGCAGCGCAGCGGGGACCCGGCGCCGCCCGACUCGCCCUCCUGGGACGCCAAGAAGCACCGCUCGCGCGAGCGCAAGCUCGGCUCGCACUCCACUGCCCGCCGGCGCUCCCGCUCCCGCUCCCGCCGCCGCUCCCGCUCCCGCAGCGCCGAGCGCAGGCGCGGGGGCCACCGCUCCCGCUCCCGGGAGAAGCGCCGGCGCCGGCGGCGCUCCGCCUCGCCCCCGCCCGCGGCCUCCUCCUCCUCGUCCUCCCGGCGGGAGCGGCACCGCGGCAAGCGCCGCGACGGCGGCAAGAAGAAGAAGAAGCGGUCCCGCUCGCGGGCGGAGAAGCGCUCCGGGGACGCGGAGAAGCCGCCCGCGCCCGGGCCUCCCUCGGGCUCUGACCGGGACAGUCGGCGCCGCGGGGCCGUGCCGCCCUCCAUCCAGGAUCUCACGGACCACGACCUGUUCGCCAUCAAACGGACCAUCACGGUGGGUCGCCCGGACAAGGCAGAGCCCCGCGCGCCGUCGCCAGCACCUGCCUUGUCCCCGAAGCGGGAGGUGCUGUACGACUCCGAGGGCCUGAGUGCCGAUGAGCGGGGAGUCAAGGGCGACAAGGACCGGCGGCGCGCGGGGGCUGCGUCCUCGUCCUCAUCCUCGAGGGAGAAAGGGUCUCGACGGAAGGCCCUCGAUGGGGGGGACCGGGGCCGAGACAGGGACAGGUCGUCCAAGAAGACGCGGCCGCCUAAGGACUCGGCGUCUGGCUCGGGGCCGCUGCCCAAAGCCCCGCUAAGCAGUGGGUCCUCGUCCUCGUCGUCGUCCUGCUCCUCCCGCAAGGUGAAACUGCAGUCCAAGGUGGCGGUGCUCAUCCGAGAGGGCGUCAGCAGCACCACCCCUGCCAAGGAUUCCUCGUCUUCGGGCCUGGGCUCCAUCGGGGUCAAGUUCAGCCGCGACCGCGAGAGCCGCUCGCCGUUCCUCAAGCCGGAUGAGCGGGCUCCUGCAGAAGUGGCCAAGGUGGCCCCGGGUAGCACCAAGCCCAAAAAGACGAAGACCAAGGCCAAGGCCGGGGCCAAGAAAGCCAAGGGGACCAAGGGAAAGACCAAGCCGUCAAAGACCAGGAAGAAGGUCCGCAGCGGGGGGAGCAGCACGGCCAGCGGUGGGCCUGGCUCACUGAAGAAGUCCAAGGCCGACAGCUGCAGCCAGGCAGCCAGCGCCAAGGGGACGGAGGAAACAUGGUCUGGGGAGGAACGGACCAGCAAGGCCCCCAGUACCCCACCGCCUAAGGCAGCCCCGCCUCCACCCGCACUCACCCCGGACUCCCAGACUGUGGAUAGCAGCUGCAAGACCCCCGAAGUCUCCUUCCUGCCAGAGGAAGCCAGUGAGGACACUGGGGUCCGAGUAGGGGCAGAGGAGGAAGAAGAGGAGGAGGAAGAAGAGGAGGAGGAGGAGGAGCAGCAGCCUGCCACCACCACAGCCACCAGCACCGCCGCACCUGCCCCCAGCACCGCCCCCAGUGCGGGGUCUACAGCGGGAGACUCCGGCGCAGAGGACGGGCCAGCUGCUAGGGUCUCCCAGCUGCCAACACUACCCCCACCCAUGCCCUGGAACCUGCCUGCUGGUGUGGACUGCACUACCAGUGGUGUUCUGGCCUUGACUGCACUGCUGUUCAAGAUGGAAGAAGCCAACCUGGCCAGCCGAGCAAAGGCCCAGGAGCUGAUCCAGGCCACCAACCAGAUCCUCAGCCACCGGAAGCCACCCUCCACUCUGGGGGUGACCCCAGCUCCCGUACCCACUUCCUUGGGUCUGCCCCCAGGCCCCUCCAGCUAUCUGCUUCCCGGCAGCCUCCCCAUAGGGGGCUGUGGCUCUACCCCUCCUACUCCCACUGGGCUGGUCCCUGCAUCUGACAAGAGAGAGGGCAGCAGCAGCUCAGAGGGACGUGGGGAUACUGACAAGUAUCUGAAGAAGCUGCACACACAGGAGCGGGCAGUGGAGGAGGUGAAGUUGGCCAUCAAGCCAUACUACCAGAAGAAAGACAUCACGAAGGAGGAGUACAAGGACAUCCUGAGGAAGGCUGUCCACAAGAUCUGCCACAGCAAAAGCGGGGAGAUCAACCCUGUCAAGGUGAGCAACCUGGUGAGGGCCUACGUCCAGCGCUACCGCUACUUCCGCAAGCACGGUCGCAAGCCGGGGGACCCUCCAGGACCCCCUCGGCCACCCAAGGAGCCAGGACCCCCAGACAAGGGUGGCCCAGGCCUUCCCCUUCCCCCUCUUUGAGACUCCAUACCCCGUCCCUGCGCCUCUGAGAUUCUGGACAUAUUUAUGGCUCCGCUUCUCCACUAUGCCCCCCCACAGUGGGAUGAUGGGGAGGGUUGUUGUGAGGAAGAGGAGAGCCCCCCUGCCCGCCCCUGCCCGUUGUCCUCGCCCCUCAGCCUGCCCCACAGCCCAGCCCUUCUGUCAUGCCCCUUCCAAUUUCAUUAAAGAUUUCAUGAACUACA
This is a messenger RNA of Meriones unguiculatus (Mongolian gerbil), 6068 nucleotides long. It is a transcript of the gene Scaf1, whose product is annotated as SR-related CTD associated factor 1. The record is from RefSeq and is a predicted model, not a curated record. Lineage: Eukaryota; Metazoa; Chordata; Mammalia; Rodentia; Muridae. The transcript is spliced from 11 exons. Bases 2086 to 5847 code for a protein of 1253 amino acids. Gene Ontology annotation, molecular function: RNA polymerase II C-terminal domain binding.